ACUAUAGCCUUCGGUUUCCCUUGGUUCACCAUGGAGCCCUUCUGUCCACUGCUCCUGGCGGGUGUUAGCCUGCCGCUCGCCAAGGCCCUCAGAGGUAACGGGACCAUCCCAGCCGACAGCAACUUGACCUCCACGACUGCAGGCCCCCCGGACCCUCGCGCGCCCCAGCCCGUGCUGGCCUGGCUGCUGCUGCCCGUGCUGCUGCUGGUCCUCCUCCUGCUGCUCGCCGCCUACUUCUUCAGGUUCCGGAAGCAGAGGAAAGCCGUGGUCAGCGCCAAUGACAAGAUGCCCAACGGAAUCCUGGAAGAACAAGAGCAGCAAAGAGUGACACUUCUCAGCAGGUCCCCCUCCGGGCCCAAGAAGUACUUUCCCAUCCCCGUGGCGCACCUGGAGGAGGAGAUCCGCGUCCGGUCGGCCGAUGACUGCAAGCACUUCCGGGAGGAGUUCAACUCGCUGCCGUCUGGACACAUACAAGGAACGUUCGAACUGGCCAAUAAAGAAGAAAAUAGAGAAAAGAACAGAUAUCCCAACAUCCUUCCCAAUGAUCACUCCAGGGUGAUUCUGAGCCCGGUGGACGGAGCCCCCUGUUCGGACUACAUCAAUGCGUCCUACAUCGAUGGUUACAAAGAGAAGAAUAAGUUCAUAGCAGCUCAAGGCCCCAAACAGGAGACCGUCAAUGACUUCUGGAGAAUGGUCUGGGAGCAGAAGUCUGCAACCAUUGUCAUGUUGACAAACCUGAAGGAAAGGAAGGAGGAGAAGUGUCACCAGUACUGGCCGGACCAGGGAUGCUGGACCUACGGAAACAUCCGCGUGUGCGUGGAGGACUGCGUGGUCCUGGUGGACUACACCAUCCGAAAGUUCUGCAUCCAGUCGCAGCUCCCCGACGGCUGCAAGGCCCCCCGGCUCGUCUCCCAGUUGCACUUCACCAGCUGGCCCGACUUUGGAGUGCCUUUCACCCCCAUCGGGAUGCUGAAGUUCCUGAAGAAAGUGAAGGCCCUCAACCCCGCCCACGCUGGGCCCAUAGUGGUCCACUGCAGCGCCGGCGUGGGCCGGACCGGCACCUUCAUAGUGAUCGACGCCAUGAUGGACAUGAUGCACGCCGAGCACAAGGUCGACGUCUUCGACUUCGUGUCGCGGAUCCGAAACCAGCGUCCUCAGAUGGUUCAGACCGAUAUGCAGUACACGUUUAUUUACCAAGCUUUACUGGAGCACUACCUCUACGGAGACACCGAGCUGGACGUGUCCUCCCUGGAAAAGCACCUGCAGACGCUGCACAGCACCGCCAGCCACUUCGACAAGAUCGGGCUGGAAGAGGAGUUCAGGAAACUGACAAAUGUCCGGAUCAUGAAGGAGAACAUGAGGACGGGCAACCUGCCGGCCAACAUGAAGAAGGCCAGAGUCAUCCAGAUCAUUCCAUAUGACUUCAAUCGGGUGAUCCUCUCCAUGAAAAGGGGUCAAGAAUACACAGACUACAUCAACGCCUCCUUUAUUGACGGCUACCGACAGAAGGACCAUUUCAUCGCCACGCAGGGGCCCCUGGCACACACGGUGGAGGACUUCUGGCGGAUGAUCUGGGAGUGGAAGUGUCACACCAUCGUGAUGCUGACGGAGGUCCAGGAGAGAGAGCAGGUCAGGGACGCCCCUGGCGGCCUAUGCCACCCAAAGGUCCCCUGCCGUGGCCGCUGUCAGCUACUAAGGCCACAAGGACGGGGAGGGAGCCAGGCUGGAAACGAAAGAGGCUCCCUUUGCACUCUGUGACCCCCACUGGGUCCCUUUGCUCCAGCGUGACCCCCAUUGCCUCUUGCUCUUAGCCAACAUUUCAUUUAACCUACCCUGAAAUCCUCCGUGCUGUACUGUCCACAGUGCAGAUUUGAUCAAAGCCUGUUGAACCACACGGCAUUUAUUCACUUUCUUCAAGACGUAGGGAUGUAGGCACUGAUAUGUGUACCUUACGGAUGUCGUCCUAGGGGGGCCAAAUGCGUCCAGUGUUUCCCUUUCCCCAGAGACCCAUCCAGGGCCUUUAUGUGUCGUUUACUGAACACCAUAGUAAACACUCGUGAACCCGCUAUUCUACUGAAAAGCCAAACUUUUACCAGUAAUGUGCGUCCAUCCGGGUCCCCUCCCAAGAUGUAACCACUGCCCUGACUCUGUGUUUACUUUGCUGUUUUUGGAAACAUCAUGUUGACAUAUUCAUAUACCAUUCAAUUCAUCUUUUUAAUUUUUUUUU
Suricata suricatta (meerkat) is the source of this 2227-nucleotide messenger RNA. It is a transcript of the gene PTPRE, whose product is annotated as protein tyrosine phosphatase receptor type E. Gene Ontology annotation, biological process: protein dephosphorylation. NCBI's taxonomy places the organism in Eukaryota, Metazoa, Chordata, Mammalia, Carnivora, Herpestidae. The record is from RefSeq and is a predicted model, not a curated record. The transcript has 16 exons. Bases 31 to 1758 code for a protein of 575 amino acids. Gene Ontology annotation, molecular function: protein tyrosine phosphatase activity.